Messenger RNA from Clonostachys rhizophaga, 4776 nucleotides. Lineage: Eukaryota; Fungi; Ascomycota; Sordariomycetes; Hypocreales; Bionectriaceae. The record is from the annotation of a GenBank genome assembly.
AUGACGUCCAACCGCUCUUCAGCCCAGCCCUCUCCGUCGCGGGGAGGCUCAGCAGGCGAGCCAGGGCCCUCGGCGCCCCCUCCCGAUCGCCAGACGCACUCGACGCACAUCUUCGAGGUGCCAUACCGCAAGGCUGCCGAAGCAGACCGCCCAAAACAAGCAUCUAGACCUUCCUCCCCGCCUACAUCCUCACAACAACCAGCCUCUUCAUCGCCAUCAUCCAGCAACAACAAACCACCACCCAAGAUCACGCCCAUACCAAGAAUCGUCCCCACGGGGUCCCUACGAUAUGACCCGCCGGGAAGCGAAGACCCCCCGCCGCCCAAGCCACGACAUGAGACCCUCGCGCAGGGCCUCGAGGGCAGGUACGUCGACGAGUUCGGCAACGUCCUAGACUGGGACGGCACAGUCCUCGGCCGCGUCGAGGGCGAUCUUCCGUCCAUGGUCGGCCGUCCCGUGUCUCAGAACGGGGAGAUUCUGGACACGGACGGCGACGUCGUGGGCUACGUCUCGGACAACUACAUCCAGCCGGAGCGGCAGGAGCUCGGCAACGGGCUACAGGUGGAUGGGGAGGGCAACAUCUACAACCAGGACGGGGCGGUCAUCGGGAAGCUCAACGAGCCGCCCAACAAGGACGCCAAGAGCUCCUGGCCGGCCAAGCAGAGGGUUGAGGCUCCCCCUCCGCCGCCCAAGCCGGCGUCUGCGCCCAACCCGUCGGAGAUAUAUCUGGACGUGAAGUCGACGUUUGACGGCAUCCAGAUCAUUAUAAAGAUACCCACCAUAUUUAACAGGGAGCACGACUGUGCAGAGCAUGACAAGGAGAAGACGGAGGAGGAAAGGGUGAAAUAUGAGGAUCGCCCUAGGGAAAAUGGCGAUAGCAGCCAUCACAAUAAUCCAAUGUCCAUCCCUGGGGGAUGGAAAAAAGACACGCCAAGAGAAACACCUAGAGACACCCCGGCACAAGAGAGGUCCGAUCCAACCGAAGCCAUCCCUCGAUCCGCUACGGGCCUUGUGAGCGACUCCGGACUAAUAAUCGAUCAUGAGGGAAGGACGAUUGGCAAGCUUGCCGAGUCCGAGGAUGCCCGAUCAUUGGUCGGCAACACAGUCACAGCUGCUGGAGAUGUCGUCGACGACGCUGGCGAAACCGUCGGACGCGCAUCUCUUGGAGAUGACAAGGAGAAGGAAUACACUACUGGAAAACAAGAGGCCACGGAAAGCCCCAAGGUCCAGGAAGAGGACGCAAAGUCUACCGGCGGCUUCUUCAGUUCGGCUUCCAGCCUCGUCAAGCAAGGCCUUGGAUCAUUCAGCCGUAGCAAGAAGAACUUGAGCGACGCCGGACAGGAGGCAGCUCCUGAUGCUCCAGAAGUCGAAAAGGCCGAAACUGAAACGCAAGCAAACAAGUCAGAGGCCGCUACAUCACAACCCGCUCUAUCGGAAGCCGGCCAGCCAAAUCUAGUCUCAAGAUCCAAAGCUGAUCUAGACGAUGUCCCACCUAAACCUGAAGAUGAUUCCUUCACCGAAGCUGAUGACCCCAAUCUCAAAUACCCUCCCCCAGAGAGUGCCAUCGCACCCUCGGAGGCUCCUGAAGAUGAGUCCCGCACGGAAGCUGGUGAAUCUCUCAAGAGCGGCCCAUCCGGAGUCCCUGACGUCCCUGCUUCACAGGGUGCCAGAGCUCCUUCCGAAGCUCCUGAAGAUGUUCGUACCGAGGCCGGAGAGUCUCUCAAGAGCGUCAAGUCUGGAGCCUCUAAGGUUCCUCCCUCUCAAGGCGAAGACGCUCCCUCCGAAGCACCCGCAGAUGAGUCCCGCACGGAAGCUGGCGAAUCUCAAAAAGGUGACCAGUCUGAAGUCCCCGACGUCCCUGCCUCACAGGUUGGCGGCGCUCCCUCAGGAGCCCCUGAAGAGGAUGUACGCACCGAGGCUGGUGAGUCUCUCAAGAGCGCGAAGUCCGGAGCCUCUAAGGCUCCUCCAUCUCAGGGCGAGGGCGCGCCAUCAGAAUCACCCGCAGAUGAUCAGCGCACCGAAACUGGCGAGUCUCUGAAGGGCGGCCAGUCUGAAGUCCCCGACGUCUCACCCUCGCAGGCCGGUGAUGCUCCUUCAGAAGUCCCAGAAGAGGAUGUGCGCACCGAGGCUGGCGAAUCUUUCAAGGGUGCCAAGUCUGGAGUCUCCCAAACUGCUCUGUCACAAGGCGCUGAUGCUCCUUCAGAGGUACCUGAGGGCUCCCAAGUAGGUGACAAGAGCCAGCGCGAUGCCGAAUCCGAAGUUCCAAACCUCCCUUCAGAGGCUGGGGACGCUCCCUCGCAAGUCCCAGACGAGCUUCGCACUGAAGCUGGCGAGUCCCGAAUUGAAGGAUCGCAGGACGGUCCCGUAGCUCUCGAAGAUCGCGAGGAUGAUCAGAAGACACUGGGCGGUAAGACUGAUGCAAGCGCCGACAAGAGCCAGGUAGCUGGCACUGAUGUCCCGGAAACCAUCGGUGAGGGGCAGGCUCUGGGAGAAGAAUCCAAAGCAGGUGAGGAGCAGGCUCUGGGAGAAGAAUCCCAAGCAGGCGAGACACAGGAGGGAGAGGAGGGAGAGGAAGCUGAGAAACUGGACUACACCAUCCUCAAGGGCGCCAAGGUGAAUAAGGUUGGCAAUCUCGUCAAUGACAAGGGCGAGAUGGUCGGCCGUGUUAUCGAAGGCAAUGUCAAGCAGCUCCUUGGAAAGAAGGCAGAUGAAGAGGGCAACAUCUGGAACGACUCCGGCAAGAUUGUCGGAAAGGGCGAGCCCAUUUCUCAGGCUGAGCGCGAUGACCACAAGGACUAUGCUCCAUUUGAAAACUUCCCUGAUGCCGUCGUUGAAUCUGACGGCCGUGUCACCUCCAAGGGUGAGCAGGUCGGUAUCGUCGUCGAAGGCGACCCCAAGCGUCUUAAGGGCAGCAAGGUCGACGAGGACGGUGAUAUUCUUGACCGCAACGGAAACGUUGUCGGCAAGGCCGAGGCAAAGGAGAAAGAUGUCCCAGUAGAGGAAGAGCCAGAAAAGACUGACACCAGCUCUCUCAAGAAUGCCAAGGUCAACAAGGUUGGCAAUCUGGUUGAUUCCAAAGGUGAAGUUGUUGGCAAGGUUAUCGAGGGCAACAUCAAGCAGCUCCAAGGCAGGACUUGUGACGAGAACGGCGACAUCUGGGAUAGCAGUGGCAAGAUCAUCGGCAAGGGCGAGCCUCUGACUACGGGCGAUCGUGAUGAGCAGAAGGACUUUGCACCAUUUGAGAAUUUCCCUAAUGCCAUUGUCGAAGCAGACGGUCGUGUGACCUCUGAUGGCGUCCAAGUCGGCGUCGUCGUUCAAGGCGAUCCCAAGCGCCUGAAGGGCAGCAAGGUCGACGAGGAUGGAGACAUCCUUGACCGAAACGGCAAUGUCGUUGGCAAGGCCGAGCCUUGGGAUGAGCCAGAAGCUGAGGCUGAGAAGGUAGUUGACCGCUCUUGCCUCGCCGGAAAGCGUGUCAACAAGAGAGGCAAUGUCGUUGACUCAUCUGGCGUCAUCUAUGGCCGUGUCAUCGAAGGAAAUGUUGCCAAUCUUGUUGGCCGCAUGUGCGACAAGGAAGGUAAUGUGCGCAGCGAGUCUGGUGACAUUAUCGGCAAGGCUGAAAUUGUUUCCGAGGGCGAGCGCGAAGGGUCCAAGGACGGUCCUUUUGCAGAGCUCUCGGGUCUUACUGUCAACAAAGACGGCAAGGUCGUGACUGCAGCUGGAGAUGUGGUAGGCAGACUUAUCUCAGGAGAUCCCAAGGUUCUCGCCGGACGAUCAGUUGAUGAAGACGGUGAUAUCAUGGACAGAAAUGGCAACGUCCUUGGCAAGGCUGAACGAUGGGAGGAGCCUGAGGUUGAGAAGAAGAAGGAUCCUCUCGCUGGCCGACGAGUGAACCGCGAAGGUAAUGUUGUCGACGACGAUGGCAACAUCAUUGGCAAACUUGUCAGUGGUGAUCUUCAAAUCUGCUCAGGCAAGGAGGUUGAUGACGAUGGCGAUGUUGUCAACGCCAAGGGCCACACCAUUGGCCAUGUAUCUCUUCUUGAGAACAUUCCUCCUGAGCCUGAGCCGGAGCAUGUGGAGACUGAAGAGGAGAGAAAGGCUCGUGAGGAAGAAGCCAAGCAAAAGGCGGAAGACGAAAAAGACAGGAAGCUUGCUGGACAGCUCGGCGGAUGCAUUGAGCAGUCCCUGGACAAGAUCCGACCUUUGUGCAAGUUGAUCACAGACAAGAUCGACAGCGCAGAGCGUACUCCCAAGGAAGACCUUGACGAAGAGGCUCUGGUCCGGGAGGUCAAGCCUUUGAUUGAGGAAGGCGGCAAGAUCUUGAGUGAGACCAACGGCAUGAUUCGUGGUCUUGAUCCUGACGGCCGCAUUCAGCGUCAGGCCAAGCAGAGAUCGGGAACUAGGGAAGCUACCCCAGAGGAGCAUCAUCUGGCAGAGCAGCUGAAAGAGCUCACCGGCACCGUCACCCAGACAAUCGACAACGCCAAGCGCAAGAUUGAGGGUAUGCCUCAUGCCAAGAAGGAGCUCAACCCUCUUUGGGGACUCUUGAUGGAGCCUUUGGGACAGAUUCUCGCCGCCGUUGGCUUGCUUCUCAACGGUGUUCUAGGCCUCGUUGGCAGACUGCUGAGCGGUCUUGGCCUUGCUCCCCUGGUUGAUAACAUCUUGGGCGGCCUCGGACUGAACAAGAUUUUGGGCAGUCUCGGACUCGGAAGUGCGUAUGAUGCGCUGCUCGGAAAGGACAAGAAGGAUGGUGGUAAGAAGAAGGGAAUUCUCUUUUAG